AUGCGGACUUUUCUAUCCCUUUUUUCGGUUCUUCACUUUGUCGUGAGCGUGACAGCCAAAGGGCGAGGAGGAGGGGGUGGAGGUGGUUCCAUUGACGACAAUUGGGACGCACCUGUGACGAUCAAGGUUGCUAUGGCAUUUGAGAUCAUCUACUUUAUCAUUCUUCUCGGCGCAUUUAUUACCAUCUGGCGACGCCUUCAUCUCGUCCCACCUGGUCGAUACACGCGCGCGCCAUAUGUCCUCCUUACGAUUGUAACUGGAACAUUAGCCUUGGCAUACCUUCUCUCCGCAAUCUACACUAGGAUAAACGACGGCGGGGGCAGUAUCAGUACAUACUAUGAUGGCCCAGAUAGGGGGCUCCAUGGCUUGAACGCGUUCAACUGGUUCGUGGUUAACAUCGACACCGCUUUUCGUCCAGCAGUUUGCCUCUGGCUGGUCCAUCUCCGUGGAAACUUGGCACGAAAGGUGCAGAAUGCACCCCAGCCUUGGGUAUCACAGUUUUGGAAGCGCAUCCUUGACUGGUCUCUCGUAGCUAUUACCUACCUUCUAGAAACCUGGUCAAUGGGGGUGACCGCACAUGCAUAUGCACAGGAUGAUUCAGGACAGAUGAACUCCGAUCGAUUUUGGGCCUAUAUCGAUAUGAAUCGCGGACUCAGGUUCACCAUCCUCACAUUUAUCUUGCUCCUUGCGAUCGACAUCAUCGUAUCUUUCAUUGCCCUCAAGGUCGUGCAGAAGCGCAUGAAUUUCAUAGACCCUAUAACCACAAGGCUGUUGGUGGCAGUCUUGCCGUUCGUUGCUAUCUACUUUAUCCAGUCCCUUGUCGUGACCGUCUAUCCCGAAGGACGUUCGAUGACCCUAGAGGAGUUCUAUGGUCUCGAAUUGGCCGGUGUUAUCCUCAGUGGACUUUGUCGAGUCGGGAUCAUCUGUGGUCUUCUCUCCACCAUGACCAUUCCCGACGCAGUCUGGGCUCCAGGGCAAGCUAUUCCCAAUAAAGAAGACAUAAAAUACUUAAAAAAGUAUCAGAAUUGGGAUGCACCAGUGAUUCUCAAGGUCGCCAUGGCGUUCAAGAUCAUUUUCUUCAUCGUUACUCUCGGUGCAUUUAUUGCCAUCUGGAGAUGCCUUCGCCUCGUUCCGUCCGGUCGGCACACACGCGCGCCAUAUAUCCUCCUUGCGAUUGUAACCGGAGUAUCGGCCUUGGGAGACCUUCUCUCCGCAAUCUACGCUAGGAUAAAUGACGGCCGGGGCGAUAUCAAAACAAGGUAUGAUGGCCCGGACAGGGGUCUCCACGGCUUGAACACAUUCAACUCGUUCUUGAUCAACAUCGACAUCGCUUUUCGGCCGGCGGUUUGCCUCUGGCUCGUCCAUCUCCGAGGAAAUCUGGCACGCAAGGUUCAGAAUGCACCCCAGCCUUGGGUAUCACGGCUUUGGAAACGCACAAUCGACUGGUUCCUUGUAGCCAUUACAUUCCUUCUGGCCACCUGGAAAAUGGGGGUUACUGCACACGCAUAUGUACAAGAUGAUGCAGGCCAGAUGACCAUCGACAGAUUCUGGGACUUUAUCGAAAUGAAUCGCAGGCUUAGACUCACUCUUCUCAGCUUCACCUCGCUCCUUGCAAUCGACAUCAUUGUAUCUGUCAUUGCCCUCAAGGUUGUACAGAGGCGCAUGAAUUUCGUAGACCCUAUAACCACAAGGCUCUUAAUAGCAGUCUUGCCGUUCAUCGCUAUCUACUUUAUCCAGUCGCUGGUCCUGGCGGUCUAUACAGAUGGGCGGUUGAUAGCUCUAGAGGAGUUCUACCGCCUCGACCUGGCCGCUGUAAUCCUCAAUGGACUAUGCAAGGUGGGAAUCAUUUGUGGUCUUCUCUCCACUAUGACGAUUCCCGACGUAGUCUGGGCUCCAUAA
This is a messenger RNA of Serendipita indica DSM 11827, 1899 nucleotides long. The record is from the annotation of a GenBank genome assembly. Lineage: Eukaryota; Fungi; Basidiomycota; Agaricomycetes; Sebacinales; Serendipitaceae.